CAAGUUUCAUCUCCACCAUCUACCGUCUUUACACCUCCUCCUUCCUUUUCUCUCUUUAUCUCUUCUUCUUCUUCUUCUUCUUCUUCCUCCACCUGGUUUCUUUACUCAAAGCUCAUUUCUUUGAUCAUGGAGGAUGCUAAUGUUCUUUGACGCUUUUCAAUUUUCUUUUGCACCCCGCCGUCUUUUCGGUAGUGGUGGAAGCUAAAGACGGAACCAUCUCUGUGGCAUCUGCAUUUGCUGGUCAUCAAGAAGCUGUUCAGAAUAGGGAUCACAAAUUCUUAACAAGAGCUGUUGAAGAAGCGUACAAGGGUGUUGAAUGUGGAGAUGGAGGCCCAUUUGGUGCUGUUGUUGUUCGUAAUGACGAAAUAGUCGUGAGCUGCCACAACAUGGUUCUGAAACACACGGACCCUACUGCACAUGCUGAAGUUACCGCUGUUAGAGAGGCAUGCAAGAAGCUUGACCGAAUUGAGCUCUCAGAUUGUGAGAUUUAUGCUUCCUGCGAGCCUUGUCCGAUGUGUUUUGGAGCCAUCCAUCUUUCAAGAAUUAAGAGGCUGGUUUAUGGAGCCAAAGCUGAAGCAGCUAUAGCUAUUGGAUUUGACGAUUUCAUUGCUGAUGCCUUAAGGGGAACUGGGUUUUAUCAGAAGGCUCAAUUGGAGAUCAAAAAAGCUGAUGGUAGUGGUGCUGUUAUUGCAGAACAAGUGUUUGAAAAGACAAAGGAGAAAUUUACCAUGUACUGAUUGUUGACUGUGAUGCACAUUUAACCAUGUAUUAACUCUAUUACAUUGCCGAUCUCCUUUGUUUUUCCUUAAUGCCUUUGGUUGUUCAAGUAA
This is a messenger RNA of Ricinus communis (castor bean), 830 nucleotides long. RefSeq names its product guanosine deaminase. Gene Ontology annotation, molecular function: zinc ion binding; tRNA-specific adenosine deaminase activity; guanosine deaminase activity. Gene Ontology annotation, biological process: purine nucleoside catabolic process; tRNA wobble adenosine to inosine editing. NCBI's taxonomy places the organism in Eukaryota, Viridiplantae, Streptophyta, Magnoliopsida, Malpighiales, Euphorbiaceae. The transcript is spliced from 5 exons. The record is from RefSeq and is a predicted model, not a curated record. The coding region runs from base 387 to 737 and encodes 116 amino acids.